UAAAGAGCAGGAGGGUGUUUUACAGACACGCUAUCCGCCGGACACAACUCAGAAGAGAAGCCCUGCGAAAUCUGUGCCAGAAUGAAAAUUGCAGACAUCAAAGCAUCUCAAGGCUGCUGCAGCUGCUUUUGGAGACUGACAGGAUGUGGAUGACAAACAUUGUGGCUUUUUGUCUGCUGGCCCUCGUGGCCUCUGCAGAGGAGAAGAAGCUGAGCAGCCACGCCACCACGCUGGCUGAUAGCAGCGCCAAUCUGGCCUUCAGGCUCUACCACAACAUGGUAAAGGAGAAAGACGCGGAGAACAUCCUCAUCUCUCCUCUGGUGGUGGCCUCCUCUCUGGGAUUGGUGGCUCUCGGUGGCAAGGCCUCCACCGCCUCCCAGGUCAAAACCGUCCUCAGUGCUGACAAACUGAAGGACGAGCAUCUGCAUGCAGGCCUGUCCGAGCUGCUCUCUGAGGUGAGCGACGCCAAGACACGAAACACUACCUGGAAGAUCAACAACCGCCUCUAUGGCCCCAGCUCCGUCUCCUUCGCUGACGAUUUUGUGAAAAACAGCAAGAAGCAUUACAACUACGACCAUUCAAAAAUAAACCUCCGAGACAAGAGGAGUGCGGUGAACUCCAUCAACGAGUGGGCAGCCAAGGUCACAGAUGGCAAGCUGCCGGAGGUCACCAAGGAUGUGCAGAACCCAGAUGGAGCCACGAUUGUCAACGCCAUGUUCUUGAAGCCUCACUGGGAUGAGACGUUCAACGAUAAAAUGGUGGACAACCGUGUUUUCCUGGUUACCCGCUCCUUCACCGUCGAGGUUCCCAUGAUGCAUCGUACAGGUCUGUAUGACUUCCACGAUGACACAGAGAACGGCAUCUAUGUGCUGAGCAUGCCUCUGGGCCAGAAGCAGGCCUCUAUGAUCAUUAUCAUGCCCUACCUGAUGGAGCCCCUGGCACGCCUGGAGAAACUCCUGACCAGGAAGCAGGUGGACACCUGGAUCAGCAAGUCGGAAAGCAAGGCUGUGGCCAUUUCCCUCCCCAAAAUUGCAAUGGAAUUUAGCCACAACCUGCAGAAACAUCUGGCUGAGCUUGGCCUGACCGAGGCCGUGGACAAAUCCAAGGCUGAUUUGUCCAACAUCUCCGGAAAGAAGGACCUCUACCUGUCCAACGUCUUCCACGCGUCGGCCCUGGAGCUGGACGUGAAGGGAAACCCGUUCGACACCAGCAUCUACGGCUCUGGCAAGCUGAGUAAUCCCAAACUUUUCUACGUAGAUCACCCCUUUAUCUUCCUGGUGAAGGACAACAAGACCAACUCCAUCCUGUACAUCGGCAGAGUGGUUAAACCGAAAGGGGACAAGGUGCGCGAUGAGCUAUAAUGUUAGUGUUAUGAAUUGUGAUGGGUGGCUUUUGUUAUUUCUGAAACGGUGGCAGGAAAGUGUGUUUGGUAUGACCUUUACCUCAUGAGCACAUUUCAAUAGGCAACCUGUGGACUGAGCUCACUGCGUCAGGACGCACUAAACCUUCCCAGGGAACAGUUCUGUUUGGAUAUUAGGUCUCAGCCUCAAGACCCCUUGCAUUGAAUAAUGUCCUCAAAUCCAAAUAUUUGCUUCAUUUAAAAUGCAGACAACACACUUAUAUUAAGUAAGUUUUCUCGACACCCUGUUUUUGUCACUAUUGCUUCGGCCACAAACCAUGCGCGUUUACUUUUAUCCUCUUUCAUGUUUAAAGAAGAAAGAAAUGUCUCUUUCCCUUCACAAUUCCAGUUUUCUUUCUUUUCUUUUCUUUUCUUGUUUUUUUUGUUGGCCUUCAGUCUGCACUGAAUUGUUUCCCCUGGUGCUUCAUUCAUAUCCACUCGCCAACCACGUUGUGCCAUUUUGUCACUGUAUUCCACCAAGAAGCUGUUGAAAUUUUGUAUCAUGUAAUACAGUCUUGAUUUUUCAAUAAAUAAUAACAAAGAGGA
Cyclopterus lumpus (lumpfish) is the source of this 1945-nucleotide messenger RNA. RefSeq names its product serpin peptidase inhibitor, clade H (heat shock protein 47), member 1b (gene serpinh1b). Bases 144 to 1361 code for a protein of 405 amino acids. Gene Ontology annotation, molecular function: serine-type endopeptidase inhibitor activity. Gene Ontology annotation, biological process: negative regulation of endopeptidase activity; collagen fibril organization. The record is from RefSeq and is a predicted model, not a curated record. The transcript has 8 exons. NCBI's taxonomy places the organism in Eukaryota, Metazoa, Chordata, Actinopteri, Perciformes, Cyclopteridae. Gene Ontology annotation, cellular component: endoplasmic reticulum.